Messenger RNA from Lepisosteus oculatus (spotted gar), 2548 nucleotides. The record is from RefSeq and is a predicted model, not a curated record. NCBI's taxonomy places the organism in Eukaryota, Metazoa, Chordata, Actinopteri, Semionotiformes, Lepisosteidae.
ACUACAAGAGUGCUGUGCUGCAGAAGUUCAUUGUGGUGUAAACAGUCGGGAAAGACUGCUGUAAACUGACUCGCUGAGGCUUGUUUUCUACACAGUUUCUAGUGUUUUUAUUCCCGAGAGAGACUUUUAACAUGUACAUGCCGUUUUCACGGACUCUGCAGGGUUGAUAUUCACGCAGAGGAGUGCUCCCGCCUGCUCUGCGUCUUCGUCGCCGGUGACCAUGCCGGGCGGAGACGGCGCGGUGGCUCGCGGGGCAGAGAGGCGAAAGAGGCAGGUCGCGAGGGAUGUGGCGGUGCAGGGGACCAAUGACAGCAGCGUGGUCAGUAAGGUCUCUGCGGCCAUGCAGGGCUACUUCCCGGAUCCCUUCCUGAAGAGCUUUGUGUGCCGAAGCGUCAGGAGGGCGCCCCUUAUCAACCGGGGCUACUACGUGCGCUGGAAGGCUGUGGACCACUGUGUCAGGGAGUUCCUGCGCGGCACGGCGGGCAGCACCAGGAGACAGGUGCUGUCACUGGGAGCAGGGUUUGACUCGCUGUAUUUCCGGCUGCACAGCGCGGGGGCGCUGGAGGGGUGCGUGGUGUUUGAGCUCGACUUCCCCGACGUGUCGAGACGCAAAGCUGCGCUGGUCGCUGCCAGUCCCAGCCUCAUGGGGGCGGUGCAGAGCCCAACUCCACCGCUGCAGCCUGUGUGUCUGUACAGUGAGCAGUACAGACUGCUGGGGGCGGACCUGAGGGAGCUCCGGGGGGUGGAGUCCGCUCUGAUGGGGGCGGGCCUGGACCCCACCGCCCCCACCCUGCUCCUCUCAGAAGUGGUGCUGACUUACAUGGAGACGGAGAGGUCCGAUGCUCUGAUUGGGUGGGCGGCUGGGCUCCUCCCCCAUGCCGUGUUUGUGAUGUACGAGCAGCUCCGCCCCCACGACCCCUUCGGCAGGGUGAUGCAGGAGCACUUCCGGCGGCUAAGCUCCGCCCUGCACGCGCUCAGUGAGUACCCUGACACCGAGGCCCAGAGACGGCGCUUCCUGGACAGGGGCUGGGAGCAUUGUGUCUGCCUGGACAUGAACCACUUCUACCUGGGCCAGCUGGGGCCGGGCGAGAGGCAGCGAGUGGAGGCCCUGGAGCCCUUCGAUGAGUUCGAGGAGUGGCACCAGAAGUGCUCUCACUACUUCAUCCUGACAGCCUCCAAGGGCUGCCUGACCAGCAUGCCGUUGCUCCCCUCCCCUGUUGCACCUCCAAUUCCCCCGCUGCGCCCCGUGUCUGGGUCGCGAGCCCUGGCAGUGCGGCCCGUGUCCCUGGCCCCUGGAGGGGGCUCUGUGGAGGGACUGGGGCUCGGCUUGGGCGAGCUCAGCCCCGGGGCGGUGCUGCUCAGCGGGGGAGCGGGCCGGGGGGGCCGCGGAGGGGAAGCCCGGGUCCUGAUCAGAGACCAGGCUGGCUGGAGAUGUGCCCGUGUGGAGCCAUGCAGUGAUUGGGGGGUCAGGGUGUUCCACACGGUGACAGCCGUGCCGGGCUGGGGCUGUGUGGUGUACGGUGGACGUUCUUCCCCCCUGCAGCCUGUGACCAGCGUCCUCCGUGUGAAGUAUGACCCCCCGCCGGGCCUCGUGGGUCCCGUGUCUCCGGCUGACCUCUGUCCAGUCCGUCUGUCUGCACGAGAGCUGGUGUGCAGCGGCGGCACAGCACCGCAACCACGAUGGCGGCACACUGCCACCUCGCUGGCCUACAGAGGUCGCGGUUUCCUGUUUGUGUUCGGGGGACGGACGGCGGAAGAGCCGGCGCUGGGCGACGCCCACUUCCUGUGUGUGGAGGAGCAGCGCUGGGUGGAGGUCAGUCGUGCGGAGGGGCGGAGGGGCUGCAGGAUUCCUGGGAGGAGCAGGGGGGCUCUGCCGACGUCUGGACCGCCGUGGCCGUUCCUUGUUCCCAGGGUUUGAUCCGAGUGCGCACGCACGCACACACGGAUCAGCCCGCGGCCUUCGGUUUGAGCCCCCCGAGACCGCCGGGGGUCAGACGGCAAGGUUUAUCACAGAAAGGCAGCCCGUGGGGAAAGGUUCGGGCCUCGAGACGGGUUCCGGUGGGGUGUAUGAGUGUGGUGAACGAGGUGAACUCUUACGCUCAGCUCUGUUUCUCUGUGCUCUCUAGCUUUUCAUUAGUCUGUCUUACUGCCUGUUUCUCUCUUGAGGGUAUGGCACACUCUGAUGCUUUUAAUAAGCAUUUUUCCAUCCUAAAAAGAAUCGGACCAAUGCAAUUCAGUACUACAUUUCCUACAAUAGCAUAGUUUCUGCAAACAUCAUUGGAAAAACGGGUUGAUUUUGGGGUGGAAAAACACCGUCCUCUUCAUCACUUCGGCCUGUAAAAUAUUGUGUCCGUCGUCUGCUUCAAAAAUAUUAAAAACCGGCUACGUACGUGCCCUCUAAAAGUUUUGGGACAGCAGACUCAAAACUGUUUUCUUGCUGCAGAGUCUAACAGUCUGGAUUUGUGAUCAUGACAUCAGUAUUGGUACAGGUGUGAGCCUGGUCAGUACCUGGAUGGGAGACCUCCUGGGAAACACUAAGGCUGCUGCU